Trypanosoma cruzi is the source of this 963-nucleotide messenger RNA. Its product is annotated as short chain 3-hydroxyacyl-coa dehydrogenase, putative. Lineage: Eukaryota; Euglenozoa; Kinetoplastea; Trypanosomatida; Trypanosomatidae. Gene Ontology annotation, biological process: fatty acid beta-oxidation. Gene Ontology annotation, cellular component: mitochondrion. The coding region runs from base 1 to 963 and encodes 320 amino acids. The record is from RefSeq and is a predicted model, not a curated record. The transcript has a single exon. Gene Ontology annotation, molecular function: NAD+ binding; (3S)-3-hydroxyacyl-CoA dehydrogenase (NAD+) activity.
AUGCGUGGUUGCUCCCGUUUUCUAUUCAAGCUGGUUCAUAAAUUUAUUGAGUUCCUACACCAAAACAUGUUUCGCCAUACCUCUCGAAUGUUUUUUAAUUCCGUGGCUGUGUGGGGCGGUGGUACGAUGGGAAGUGGUAUUGCCCAGGUUAAUGCACAAGCUGGAAUUCCUACCACCGUCGUUGAAGUAUCGCAGGAGCGGUUGAGUGCCUCGCGCAAGUCCAUCGAGAGUUCCUUGUCCCGUAUUGGGAAGAAGCAAUAUCCUGGCGACGAUCAAAAAAUGAAGGCUUUUGUGGAUGAAACCGUUUCGCGAAUAACUUUUACGACAGACGAGCGAUUGGCGGCAUCCAAUGCGAGUUUAAUUGUGGAGGCCAUAUUGGAAGACAUUGACGCGAAGAAGGUUCUUUGGAGGAAAGUUGAUGGCAUGGCCCCGAAAGAGUGCGUCUUUUGUACGAAUACCUCCUCGCUCUCGGUGGGAGAGCAAGCAGCAGUCACAGGUCGACCAGAUCGUUUUGCUGGUCUACACUUCUUCUCUCCCGUGCCAAUGAUGAAGCUGGUGGAGGUUGUGAAGGCAGCAAAGACUUCCCAAUCGACUCUGGAUCGGAUUCUGGAGUACGCAAAAAUGCUGAAUAAGCAGCCGGUGAUGGCGACGGACACGAAAGGGUUUAUUGUCAACCGUUUGCUUAUUCCAUACGAAUUGGAGGCCUGUCGGAUUGUGGAAAGGGGCGAUGCGACCGUUGAGGACGUCGAUUUGGCGAUGAAGCUUGGUUGUGGACAUCCGAUGGGGCCUUUUGUCUUGGCUGACAGUAUCGGAAUUGACGUACUCAAGUUGAUCGCAGACGCAUGGCAUAAGGAGGAGCCAGAAAAUCCAUUGUUUAAACCUUCCAAGCUCAUUGACGAGAAAGUUGCUCAAGGGAAACUCGGUCGUAAAACUGGAGAAGGCUUUUACAAAUACAAGUUCUAG